UUCACUAAUCUAAACUCAAAAACACAAAUCUAAGCAAAAUCAAAAGCCGAAGCAAGAUGCAGGAGCUGUAAGAAACGAGAGAAUCCUUUUUGUCUCUUCCCAUAAUUUUUGUAGUUUGUUUCUUUUUGGUUCAUCGAAACCCGAAAUGGCGAACCAGUUGGAGAACUUGGUGGAAUCAAUCAAGUCCAAGGUAAGGGCCCUGAAGAAGUCCAAGAAGCCAUACAUUAAGAUGGACAAGAGCUCAAGCGUGAAGGUCGAGAUCCGUAGCAGGAAGGCAAGAAAGCUUAUAGACAAGACUUUGAAGGGCGCUGACCGCCCUGGAAACCGUAGCAUUUCAUGACCCUUUUUUUUUUAUUUCUAUAAUCUUCUUCUUCUUCGUAAUCAGAAGAAGAGAAGUCUCUGUUUCUGUUUCUCUUUUUCAUUUGCUUGUAGAUACCUACUUGGAUUAAUUAAUUAGCUUCACUGAUUUAGAACUUUUA
Theobroma cacao (cacao) is the source of this 479-nucleotide messenger RNA. RefSeq lists its product as uncharacterized. The record is from RefSeq and is a predicted model, not a curated record. Lineage: Eukaryota; Viridiplantae; Streptophyta; Magnoliopsida; Malvales; Malvaceae.